CUGCAUCUGCGUCUGUGCAUAAGGGUGCACGUGAUGUUGCUUUGAAACCUGACGGUGUUUCCCUCCCAUUUUCCUCUGACACACUACUUCACUUUGUUUAAUUAAUGCCACGUUAUUAAUGAAAAGCAGCGGGCCACAUGAUCAUCCACGCCUUCCUCCUCCCUGUUCUUGAUAAUAAUUCAUAAUUCGUGCAUAAUAAUGAGGUGUGGGAGUGGUGUUUUCAUGCAGUCUGGCUGCUCAUAGCCUCAAAGCAACAUUAAGUUAGAGUUAGUCGCUCCUCACCGAGUCAUCAGCGCUGCAGGCUGCAUGAGAGGCGGAUAAUGCGCCGUGCCAGGAUCUGGAUCCGACCGAAGUAGAGCAGCAGGAGAAGAGGAGGACCGGAGCCGCCGCAGGCCAAAAUACAUCUAUAAAAGCUGAUGACAGAAGAGGGCUGAGAGUCUGAACUUUUGUGAAGAAACUGUUGCUUCCUUAUUAUUAUUGUCUGGAUGGAUCCUGGACACCUGUGCAGAGACCACACCUCUCUGCACCCGAUGAACCAAACAAAGGACUUCAUGCUGCACCAAUGGGCAAUCACCUGGAUUACCGUCACUCUCCGGUACCCUUACUGUCUGACGUUAUACCUGGAGUAGGAGCGGAUUUACCCUCUCAAAAGAUUGGAACCUUUUCCCAAUCAAAGUGACAUCACAGAGAUGAAUUCAAAAGUGAGGAUGCUCAUUUUCGUCCUGUGUGUGACUGGUGUCUGUGUGUUCUGGAGGGAAUACAUGUCACCGUACUCCCUGCCUAAACAAAAACCCUGCGCUUGUGACCAAUGCUUAUCUGAGGAGGACCCGUGGUUCACACAGCGUUUCGACAAAUCUGUUGAACCAUUUCUGUCAGCGAACUACAGCGUCUCAGAGGAGGCUUUCAACUGGUGGAAGCUUUUACAGGCUGAAAGGCGCAACUUCAGUACCUACAGAAAAACAGUCAAUGGGCUGUUUCAGAUCUUCCCACCUGCUCCAGAUGUUGUAAAAUCCAAGCCUGACCGCUGCAGGACUUGUGCUGUGGUGGGGAAUUCUGGUAAUUUAAGGAGAUCACAUUAUGGACUUCUCAUAGACUACCACGACAUCAUCAUAAGAAUGAACUCUGCCCAUACCAAAGGCUUUGAAGCAGACGUUGGAAGCAGAACAACUCAUCGCAUCAUGUAUCCAGAGAGUGCUGUGGAUUUAGACAACACCACUCAUCUGGUGCUUGUUCCGUUCAAGAUACAGGAUCUGGAGUGGGCCACGAAGGCCUUAACUACAGGAUUUUCUGGACGAUCAUAUGCACCAGUGAAAUCCAAAAUCAAGGCUAACAAGGAUUUGGUGAUGGUGGUCAAUCCAGCUUUUAUGAGGUAUGUUCAUGACAUGUGGCUGGCAAAGAAGGGCAGGUAUCCAUCCACUGGCUUUAUGGCUGUGGUUCUUGCUCUGCAUAUUUGUGACGAGGUCAGUGUGUUUGGUUAUGGAGCAGACAGUGAUGGAAACUGGAGCCAUUACUGGGAAAAACUCAAAUACAAAAAUUUAAAAACUGGCAUUCAUCCCGGAAGUCACGAGUAUGGAAUUAUCGAGGAGCUAGCUAAGCAAGGAAAAGUCAGAUUUUAUAAAGGGUGGUGAUCUUCCUUGCAGCGUUUAAGGCAUCAAAGCCUUGACAGUGAAUCAUUUACAAAGCAAAACAAGAUUAAGAAGGAUAGGCCUUAAAACUCAGGAGACAUCUCUUCUCUGGCUGCACACAAGAACCCUUCAUAGACUACAUGUGUGAUGAAUGUGACUGAUCCUGUCGACAGUGUUUUGUGCUGAGAUGUUUUCACUGUUUAUUUAUUCUCACUUUGUGAUGCUGGACACUGAAAUGCACAACAUAAAUCAACAGGUUCUUCAGGCCAAAAAAUGCUUGAAUUGAAAUUUAAACAUGGUAGCAUGUUUCAGUGCAUGGAGCAUUGUGUUUUUUUCUUGCAAUGGCAGCUCCAACAGGGGAGUGUAUCAGGGGGCAUGAACCCCCUGAUGCAGUUGCUUGCUACCUCACUGGCAUCCCCCUGGCAAUAAUGAUUGGAGGCCACCAUUAGUGUCUUCAAGAGCCUGUUGCGCACUUAAGCUAGCAUUAAGGUGGUGGGACAGCCUGAGGCGUUUGUUGGCACCAAGCAUGUCAUGCUAGCUUGUCAGGAAGGGGGCUAAAUAAUGCUCCAAAGUUUGGCUAAAUUUUGGGAAUGACUUGCACGUCCAUUUUCAAAGGGAUCCCCUUAGCUCUCAUCUCAAGAUCUCUCAACCUGCUCUCAUCCCAACUCAUCAAAUGUCGUAACUUAGUCAGUGGACUUUCAUGUUUACAUAUGAUGCACUAGGUAUCCUCCUACAUGUGUUUUUUCAAAAUAUACUUUUGUUUUCACAGGAAAUGUAGAAUAUUUGCUUGUUAGCUACCUACAGUCUUUUUCAAAAUAAACU
Molecule: messenger RNA, 2447 nt
Organism: Epinephelus lanceolatus (giant grouper)
Lineage: Eukaryota; Metazoa; Chordata; Actinopteri; Perciformes; Serranidae
Product: CMP-N-acetylneuraminate-beta-galactosamide-alpha-2,3-sialyltransferase 1-like
Biological process (GO): sialylation
Cellular component (GO): membrane
Molecular function (GO): beta-galactoside (CMP) alpha-2,3-sialyltransferase activity
Source: RefSeq, a predicted model, not a curated record